Molecule: messenger RNA, 3330 nt
Organism: Calliphora vicina (urban bluebottle blowfly)
Lineage: Eukaryota; Metazoa; Arthropoda; Insecta; Diptera; Calliphoridae
Gene: mlt
Product: tubulin folding cofactor E like protein mlt
Exons: 1
Coding region: 1391-2932 (513 amino acids)
Biological process (GO): post-chaperonin tubulin folding pathway; tubulin complex assembly; microtubule cytoskeleton organization
Cellular component (GO): cytoplasm
Molecular function (GO): alpha-tubulin binding
Source: RefSeq, a predicted model, not a curated record
AAUAGAGCAGAGCAUAGUACUGCACAGCAGAAUAGAGCAGUGUAACGUAGAGCUAAACUCACUGACACUGGCAAAUAACCAGACCAGACCGACCACUAUCAAAUCAAACUAACAACGAAAUACACGUAGCAAACGUUUCAUUUCCAACGUACGGACGUAGUAUAGUAAAAUAUUUAGACAAAAAAAAAAGAAAAAAAACAUUCAAAAGCUAAACAAAUUUUUGUUUUUUCAUUUGUAUUGUUUUCUUUGUUUGAACCAAAAAAAAAUUGGUUUUUUCGUUUCAUUUUAAUAACAAUUUGAAAAACUUUGAACAUUUAGUGCGCAAUUAAAUGAAAAAUUACAAAAAACAAACAAGAAACAAAAAAAAACUUAAUAAUAAAUAUAUCGAUGCAAAAGAUUUUAAUUGAAAAUAAUUUGAAAAUCUCAUAACAAAACAAUAAAAGUGCAAUUGAAAUUGGAAAAAAUUUCAUUGAAAUUACAUCAUUCGGAGUGCAUUCGAAAGCAAGCGAACAAGCAAGAAAGUAAGACGGAGGAAACUAAGAAAAAUCAGUAGCCAAGCAGGAAGGUUGGAGGAAAGAAGACAGCUGAACUAAAGUAAGAACAACGUAAUUCUUAAAAACAUCUUCGCGAGUUUAUGGGAGAACCACUGCAGUGACAAGUGAAUGUGGGUUGAAGACACCACUGAACGGAAAUUUUAAAUUUGUCAUCACCAGCACAGUUGCAGCUAAAUUCUGCAUCAUUCACAUCAUCAUCUGCAGCAGCCGUAGAAUUAUCAUCACUUUUUAAAAGGGACCCCUUAUAGAGUUCCAGCAGAUAUUGCCACAUUGCUCUGCCUAGAGCACCCCUCACACUACGCUCUUGUAACGCAUUUCAAGCAACGCAUGCCACUGGUUUUUAUGCAACAACAAAAAACUCAAUAAACCCAGUAACAAAACAAAGGCAAAAGCAAAACAUAAACGUAAACGUAAACAAACGCAAAAAGUAGAAGAAGAACAACAACAACAAAUCUUGUGAAAAACUUUUGCCAACAAAAGCCUAGAAGCAAAACACACGAAGCUUGCUAGCAAAACAACAAAGCAGAGAAUGUAAUUGAAACCAAUUAUCGAUUUUCCAGAGCAUGUUUUAGCGAAUUAAUCAACCAACCGUUCAACAAAGACAUUAUUAUUGUGUUUCAAUGUAAAUGUUAAAAAAAACAAGACGACAACUUGAAUUAGCAACAAAAAAGAAAAAUAUUUAAUAACAAGGAAAUCAUCUUGUUAUAAAAUUAAUUAAACGGAAAAUAAUAACAAAUACCAAACACUCAGUCACUCACUCACUCACUCACCCCCGGCCCCUUUAGACGAAACUCCAAAUCAAACAAAGACUCAGCAAGGCAAGGAUUUCCAGCAAUAUGCCGUCUUUAUUAGAAGCUAUCGAACGUAAAUAUUUUUCCGAUUGCGAUUACGAUGCGGAAGCCAAUAAAGAAAUUACCUUAAGUGGCAAAGACAAAGACUCAACCACGUCUUUAUCAACAUCACCCUCUUCAUCGUCGUCGUCAACGUCGGGUGAACGUUUAAUUUCCAUUUUCAUACCAAGGCUGCCGCCUCUGCUCUGUGUACCCGAGCUGUUGGUGCUAAAUGACUGUGACAUUGAUAGUGCUGGCGACUUUGACAGCAUUAAAGACAAAUGCAAACGUGUGCGUGAACUGGAUUUGGCUCAAAAUAAAUUGCAGGAUUGGCAAGAAGUCUUUCACAUCGUGGAGCAUAUGCCACGCAUUGAGUUUCUGAAUUUAAGCAAGAACACCUUGUCCCGACCCCUGGCCAAGCUCUAUAUACCGCCCAUAACCAAUCUAAAGGGCAUUGUCUUGAAUGGCACUUAUCUCAACUGGGACAGUAUUGAUGUUUUGCUGGAGAAUCUGCCCGUUUUGGAGGAGCUACAUUUAAGUCUAAAUGAUUACGACGAGGUGCUUUUAGAUACUCAUGACUUGCCCGCCGCCUGUUGUUGCCAGCACGAUAAAAAUGAUGAUGGAAAAGCCUGUGAUACGUUAAACUCUUGCUGCUGCUCGCCCACAAUGAAAAAAUGCAAAAAGAUUUCACCACACAAAGCCUUGAAAACAUUGCAUUUCACCGGUAAUCCCGUAGAAAAGUGGCCGGAAAUAUGUCGUUUGGGCAGAAUAUUCCCACACAUGGAGAACCUGGUGCUAGCUGAUUGCCCCAUAAGAGCUAUAGAAUUUAAGGACACCAACACUACAAGCCCCCCCAAUCCCUUAAACAACACACAAAACGAUAACAACGAACCAGCCGAGGACUCUGCCACCUUAACAGAGGAUUCUCCCCAGCGUCACUUUCCCAACUUGCUAUUCCUCAAUCUCAGCUAUGCCUCCAUCAACACCUGGGACGACAUAGAUCGCCUGGCCACGUUUCCCAAACUGAAAAAUUUACGUGUAAAAAAUUGGCCACUUUGGGAACGUCUGGAGUGUACCGAACAUGAACGCCGUCAAUUGCUUAUAGCCCGCUUGCCUAACGUUGCCAUACUAAAUGGUGGCGGUAUUAUCACUGCCGACGAACGUGAAGAUGCCGAAAGAGCUUUCAUACGCCACUACAUGGACAAGCCGGAACACGAGAGGCCUUUGCGUUACGACGAACUGGUAGCUAAACACGGCCAACUCGAUCCCCUGGUCAACAUAAGUCUUAAACCCGAUAAACGCGUUAAAAUCCUACUAACCUAUCAAGACAAAACCGAGUCUCGCCUGGUCGACAUUUAUCGCACUGUAGCCGAUCUUAAGGUGAAAUUGGAAAAAAUUAUAGGUCUGCCUGCCAAUAAGAUGCGUUUAUACUAUCUGGAUCAGGACUACAAGGAGUUUGGACCCGAGGAAAUGCGCUUCCCCAAUAAAUUAUUAUACAGUUACAACAUACAAGCCAAUGAUGAAAUCAUUGUCGAUGUCAAGAAGUGAAAAGUUAACUUUCUUAUGAUGUGCACACGAUUAAUAUGUACUUUAAUCUUACACAAAAUUGCUAUAAUUAUUCUUAAUUAAAAAUAUUCUUAUCAUAAUUCUUAUGUAUUCUAAUAUAUUCUACUGUAUUGUAUUGUGCUCGUACUGUAUGUUCAUUUUCUUUAUAUAAAACUUUAGGUUUUAAUUUUGAAUUUGAUAUUAAAUUUUAAUUUCAUUUAUAUAUAUUUAAUAAUAAUAGUAAUAAUAAUAACAUGUGUAAAUAAUGUAACUAAACUUUUAAAUAAAUAAUAAUGAAAUGUAAAUAAGUAAAAGGUUAAAAUAAUAACAAUAGCAAUAUAAAAUAAAAUAAAUAACAACAAAACUUAAUUAACAAAUAAAACGUAAUGAUAUUGAGACAA